GUUUCCACAAGGCAGAGGGGAACCAGAAACACUUACCAGUCGUGAGCGUCAAAAUAUACAAAGCGCAGCAACAGAGCGACCGAAUGGACCCGAUCAUCUUCACAUCACGGUUGAAACUUACGCUUGUUACAAAAGCGGAAAGAGGAAGUCCGGAGUUCGAGUGGUUCCAUGAACUGCGCAGCAACGAAAAGACUACGUCAUGGAGCAUCUAUGGCCAGUCGAAGUCCAUUGAGGACACGGAGAGAGUCAUGAAAGGUUGUCUGCCGACCGAUGAGGGAGAGAAAAAAUCAUACAGAGUCGCCUAUGCCGUGCACAAGUUCCUUGGGUCAAUGAAAGGUUCUGUUGAAAGCGAGCCGCAAGCCGUAGGGCAAGGGGAAAAAUUAACAGAAUUUGUCGGUCUUGUCACGCUGAAAUCGCUGGAUCAUAGUACCCUUGCAUUGCCAGAGGAUCUCACGUUACCGGCUGUAGCUGGAGCUACAACACUGACCGUUGAGCUCGGAUAUAUGUUCUUACCCAUCGCAUGGGGUAAAGGUUACGCCACUGAGUCGGUGGAAGCAGUAUUUGAGUCCUGCAAGAGGGCGCAAUCUUUUUGGACACCCUUCUCAAAGCUCUACGUUAGAGCAAUUGUGAAUGAAGGUAAUCCAGCGAGUUUGCGAGUGAUGGCUAAGGCUGGAGUGAAGGAACGUGGUGUUUAUGAUUGGGAAGGGAAAGCUGUAUUCCUUGGUGGAAAAUGGGAAGAGCGGUGUCGUCUUCAUAUAUUUGGUAUCUAUCUGUUAGAAUGA
Messenger RNA from Lindgomyces ingoldianus, 782 nucleotides. RefSeq lists its product as uncharacterized. Lineage: Eukaryota; Fungi; Ascomycota; Dothideomycetes; Pleosporales; Lindgomycetaceae. Gene Ontology annotation, molecular function: acyltransferase activity, transferring groups other than amino-acyl groups. The transcript has 2 exons. The record is from RefSeq and is a predicted model, not a curated record. The coding region runs from base 84 to 782 and encodes 232 amino acids.